Molecule: messenger RNA, 2945 nt
Organism: Exophiala mesophila
Lineage: Eukaryota; Fungi; Ascomycota; Eurotiomycetes; Chaetothyriales; Herpotrichiellaceae
Exons: 2
Coding region: 611-2674 (687 amino acids)
Biological process (GO): transmembrane transport
Cellular component (GO): membrane
Molecular function (GO): transmembrane transporter activity
Source: RefSeq, a predicted model, not a curated record
GGUACAUUAUGCAAGAACCCUCUUUUCCCAUAUUCCCUUUGUUCAUCCUUCUUACAUCUAUCUAUCUAUCUACCUACCUGUCGCUGGACAUCUUUACCGUUGGUACUCCCCAGCUUCUCAGUCAUCCCAUUCAGCUUCCUCGAGACCUGAAGCUGGCAGAAACAUUCUUCGGUGGAUAUCCUAUGUCUGACACUAUCACGAUUCGACCACGACCUCGUUAUCUCAUCAGCUCGCAGUGAACCCCGCUCGACUCAUUGAUUAUUUGCCCGACUCCCUGUCACUCUGGGGGUCAAACACACCUCUUCCGACGUUGUCGGUCGUUACUUGCAGACCAAUCACCACCUAUUCCCUCUACUCGUGGUUCUCUGCAAGCUUUCCUCUGGCGAUCCUUGACGAGCGCCACCAUAUCACUUGACUAUCUUAAUUGGCCAUAUCCGUCGACUCCCACGUUCACACCGGCUGUGACGCAAGUCUUGCUAAGCUUUCUUGAUACUCGACCUCAUUGUCAGAACACAAUUCCUCAUCCCUGUCAUCAAGGCUUUAUAUAGCUUGAUUUCACCCUUCUCGCUUUGAUCGUCGUUCAGUUUUCUUCACGCUCAAAUCAUCCACUAUGACGACUCCAGGCCCAAUCAUCGACUUUGGUCCCAACCCUCCUCAUGGCCCUGAUGUUGAUGGACAACAUCCUCCUCUGAAAGACCCUCACUUCGAUAUGAGCCAGACAGAGAAGGAGAUCUUUCAAACCGUUCUCAAACCCGACGACAGCUAUAAUGACAAUGGCGUCUACUGGGCAGACCUUCCCUUCCUUCAACGCUUCAAGUUCGUCAGCAAGGUCGACCGCGAAGAAACACGCAGAGAGGCUAGAGCCACCUGGGAAAUGUUCAAGAAUGAUCCUCUUUCUCCUGUGGCAUUUUACUUUAGGAAUAUGGUCCUCCCAGGUGCUGGGCUCGGCCUUGAGGGCUACGUCUUGUUUUCCAUCGGAAAUCUGAAGCCUCUUUUUCAAGGAGGCUUUCCAGACUGCUGGAAAACUCAUGAAAUCUGCAACAAGACCUGGCUCAAUGCCAUUGAGUACCUCGAAAUCUCGGGCAUCAUUGUUGGACAGAUCCUGGUCGGAAUCAUCGGUGACUGGAUCGGCCGUCGAUGGGGCCUCAUUCAAGAUGCUGGCAUCAUGUUUGUCGGUCUAAUCAUGCUCACAGCUUCGUGGGGCGUCACACAGAAUGGAUGGAUCAUCUGCUACGCCUGGGCUCUUUUCUUCUAUGGUAUUGGCGUAGGAGGAGAGUACCCUAUGACAGCAACUGCGGGAAUGGAAAAUGGCGUCGGAUCUGGCAAGGUUACUACUCGAACAGAUCGACUGCACCGAGGCCGACAGGUCACCAGCGCUUUCUUGAUGCAGGGUUGGGGUCAAUUCUUCAACCAAGUCUUCCUCAUCCUGUUGCUCUUGGCCUUCCACCACGGCAGCGGGAACGCCCCCUACUCAAAGGUGGCUGUCCAAUUUACUUACCGUGUUUCUUUUGCCAUCCCUGCACUGGGAACGUUAUGGCUAGUCUACUACCGUACUUUCAAAGUCAAAGGAUCGGCCAACAAACAGCUCCGGAUCGCCAAAAAGAAGUCGUCCGUCACAGGCUAUGACACCGAAUCUCUAUCCAUGACCAUGCGCUACUUUGGCGGUCGCCUACUCGCCACAGCAGGAACAUGGUACAUGAACGAUGUGUUCUUUUAUGGCAACAAAUUGUUUCAAAAUGAAUUCAUCAAAGUCAUCACUCCUAACAAUACGUCCAUCAUGCCGGGAUGGCUUUACAACCUGAUCAAUGUCGGCGUCUCGCUCUGCGGAUACUACUUGGCCAGCUUCCUCAUCGACAACAAAAUGUAUGGUCGCAAGCACAUGCAGUCGAUAGGAUUCAUGAUGGACUUUAUUUUGUUCAUUGUUCCAGCAUUCAAUUUCGAGCACUACACUUCAAAGGAGCACAUCAAAGAAUUUCAGGCCAUGUACUUCCUGUCGUCCUUCUUCAACCAAUUCGGACCCAAUUCCGUCACCUUCAUCGCUGCCGCCGAAGUCUACCCGGUUGCCAUCCGUGCCACUGCUCAUGGAUUCUCGGCUGCAGUGGGUAAGCUUGGUGCCCUUACCGCCGCUAUAUUAUUCAACUAUAUCGACACUCAGACCAAAUUUUAUGUUGUUCCAUGGUUUGGUUUGGCCGGUUUGGUCUUGAAUGUUGUUUUCAUGCCUGACACGACGGGUCUCGAUCUCAAAGAGCAGGAACGCCGAUGGGCCUUCAUUCGUGCUGGCCGCGAACAUGAUUACCACGGUAUUGCCAUUCACCCGAAACACUUGAGUCUGUGGGAACGCAUCCGAGGCGUUGGCAAAUAUUACGAUGCCGAUCUUGAUUACAAACAACGAAUCGUCGAGAUGCGUUCUGACUGGGAGUUGAAGAUGCAGGAGAAGUUUGACGAAAAGGCCGGUCGGCUUGACGAUGACGACUUGGACGAUGAAGAUUUCCACGCCGACAUGACUUCUUACUUCAAGCGAUCCACCAGACGUGGGACCUUCAAAGGUGAACACCCGUUGCCUUUUAAAGCGACUGGCCUGGGUGAUGAAGGUCUUUCUGAAAAGCCGAAGCCCAAUGAUGAUAGUGCCACCACGCUCCUCAACACUGGGGCCAAUGGGGCAACGGGAAAUUGAUUUCACUUUUCCAGUCUUGAUAAUGAAGGGGUAGUUGACUUAUGUCAUGGAUGAGUAUCCUAUCAGCCAUGGCCGGGAAAUGAAGAGGUCGCGACAAGCACCGAGGACUUUUGAGAAUUCUUAAAGACAUCACAAGACACGUCAUCAUGGUUAUCGUGGCGUCAAGGCAAGCGUAUGGGGAUCACAUGGCGAUGUAGCACACAAGCCGGAGGCAAUGCAUAAUGAAGAUAAUGAAGACAUUCCAAGAGAAGCUAUUCACAGAACAAAGGUU